Molecule: messenger RNA, 3866 nt
Organism: Pocillopora damicornis (cauliflower coral)
Lineage: Eukaryota; Metazoa; Cnidaria; Anthozoa; Scleractinia; Pocilloporidae
Product: mannosyl-oligosaccharide 1,2-alpha-mannosidase IA
Biological process (GO): mannose trimming involved in glycoprotein ERAD pathway; carbohydrate metabolic process
Cellular component (GO): endoplasmic reticulum; Golgi membrane
Molecular function (GO): mannosyl-oligosaccharide 1,2-alpha-mannosidase activity; calcium ion binding
Source: RefSeq, a predicted model, not a curated record
GUAUAACUUGUUCGAUCAUGGCGAUACUGCCAACUCACCAUAGUAGAAAUUUUCAUCCUAUUCCCGUCAAUAGAUCGGGUCUUAGGCUUAGGGAAAAAUAUGUAUUAAUGUUAAUAUUUAUAGCUUUCCUCUUUCUAUGUUUUGGAGCAUUUUUCUUCGUACCAGACCUAAGAGAUAGAACAUAUCUUGAGGACGCAUACAGGAGGUUUGUUGGUGGCGGAGGGGACAUUGUGCCAAUAAAGGCCCCAAAGACACCGAUUGUUAAAAUAGCAGAUGACUUUACUCCGCAAGUCAGUGAAUUUAGCAAACCAGAGACUUCCGAUACUAACCGAAGAGAAACAGGUCAAUUAUCAGAGAGGACAACUUCAAAGUUAUCUUUAACACACAAGGAAUUGAUAGAGAUGAUAAGGAAGGACAAAGAGAAAUUCAUCAAAGAUCAAAAGGCUGAGAAAGUUGCGGUAAAGGAAGCUAGAAUCGAGCAAUUAGUUAACAAUUCCAAGGUGGAUGACACUGGUGCUAAGGGAAUCACUGGAGGGGAACCUGCCGAUGAAAGGACUAGAGAGAGAAGAAAUUUUAUCAAGAGGAUGAUGGAACAUGCAUGGAAUGGUUAUGUAAAGUAUGCUUGGGGCAGCAAUGAGUUGCGACCAAUUAGCAAGUCAAGCCAUGCAGCAAGUAUAUUUGGAGCUUCCUCGUCUGGUGCAACAGUCGUUGAUGCUUUAGACACAUUGUACAUUAUGGGCAUGAAAGAUGAAUUUGAACGUGCUAGAAAAUGGGUGGCAAUGUCUCUAAGUUUUAAUCAUGCGUCAGAUGUAUCUGUGUUUGAAACUACAAUUCGCUUUCUUGGAGGACUACUCUCUGCUUACGCAUUCAGUGGAGAAGAGGUUUUUAAGGUAAAAGCUAAGGAAGUAGGGGACAAAUUGUUACCUGCAUUCAAUACUCCAACUGGAAUACCUUGGGCCAUGGUUAAUUUUGCCAGUGGCAGUGGACACAAUUGGGGUUGGGCAUCUGGGGGAUGUUCCAUUUUAGCAGAGUUUGGCACCCUGCAUCUGGAGUUUGUUUAUUUGUCAAAGAUCACAGGGGACCCAAUCUAUGCCAAAAAGGUUUACAGAGUACGAGAAGUCCUUGAUCAAAUAAACAAGCCCAAUGGAUUGUAUCCCAACUACUUAAACCCCAGAAGUGGAGUUUGGGGCUCACAGCAUGUUUCAUUGGGUGCAUUGGGAGACAGUUUUUAUGAAUACUUAAUCAAGUCAUGGGUGAUGAGUGGAAAAACAGACAAUGUGGCUAGGCGGAUGUACGACAAAGCUGUGGAGGCCAUAGAAAGAAUGUUGGUUCAAAAGUCACAGCCUUCCAACCUUACAUACAUUGCAGAGUACAAGUAUGGCAGGCUGGAACACAAAAUGGAUCACUUGGCUUGUUUUACUGCUGGGAUGUUUGCUCUUGGAGCUAAAGGUUCUAGAAGUGAGAAACAUUUCAUCAACCUUGGUGCAGAACUUGCUAACACAUGUCAUGAAUCUUACCGCAAAACAGCUACUGGUAUUGGCCCAGAAGCCUUCAGGUUUGAGGGACCUCAUGAGGCAGUUGGUAUUCGCGUGAAUGAGAGAUACUAUAUUCUUCGACCAGAAGUGAUUGAAGGAUACUUCUACAUGUGGCGGUUUACUCAUGAGCCUAAGUAUCGUGAAUGGGCCUGGGAGGCUGCUCAGAACAUUGAAAAGUUCUGUCGUGUUGAAGCAGGGUACAGUGGCAUACGAGAUGUAGCCUCCACAGCAGUGUCACAUGAUGACGUCCAACAGAGUUUUUUCUUGGCAGAAACUCUGAAGUAUUUGUAUUUGAUAUUUUCUGAUGACAGCCUUUUGCCUCUGGACCAAUGGGUGUUCAACACAGAGGCCCACCCACUCCCUGUUAUAGGAAAAAUGCAGAAUAGAUAGUUAAAGCUAAUAUCUUUUAAAAUGUAAUGGAGAAGUAUUCUCUAGAAACAUUUUUAAAUUUAAUGGAGAAGUAUUCUCUAGAAAUCAUACAGUAUUACCUCUGCCACUGAAAAUUGCAUCAUUAUCGAAUCAUAUCAGUAUUCAUGGCUUCAGCUUUGAGAGACAUUUUUAAUUUGAUGUAUUACCACCUUCAGUUACCUCUUCUCCCAGUUUGUCUACCUUCUUUUAGAAGUUUCAUGAUUUUUUUUCUGUUGUUAAUCAAAGUGUAAAAAUUCAAACAUAAAAAGGACAACAACCAAACAUGAUUUAUAUUUCAUUGGUAAUUUAGAAGUCAUUGAGGGCACCUUUUAAUGUAAGCCGUAUGAUUUCUUUAGCUCUCUCUAGCAUUUAAUUUUUAUUUUAAAACAAUUCUUUGUGAAGUUUAUGGUGGUGGAUAGACUUGAAAUUGAAAUAGCCAGUGAACUAAAAAAAAAAUGUCUUUCAUAUGCUUUUGAAUGGCAGAGUGGUUUCUGGAGUAUACUUACACCGUUAAAUGGCAUACUCAGAAUUUGAAAAUAGGAACAGCACAUGUACAAAGUAGUUUAAAUUUUUCCAAGUUUUUGUAGAGCUAGUAAUAUUUGCAUGAUUUGUAUAUCUGGAGAUCUUUUCAAUGACUUCCAGCACUUGAGGGUUAAAAGUAGGUAGAAUUACAGUCCUCUGACAAAGUAACUCUCUAAUCAAUUGCAAAGGAGUGCUGUACAGCUUUUACUCAUUUAUAAUGGAUAAAUUAACUCAUUAAGAAACAACCUUAUAAGUAAGUUUGUUUAUGUCAAGAAACUGUGAUGUUGUCAACUUCUACUCUAAUUCUCUUAUUAAUCCAGUUCAAAAGUUGAAGAAAGAAAUAUAAUUUUUCAUUGUAAAUACUAGGUGUUCAGACACCUGAAUUGACAGAAACUAAAAUUUUUUGUAAGUGCACUAUUUACUCAGUGUUGUUGGAGGUUUUGUUUUUGUUUUUCCAAAUAAUUUUGGAACGAAAUUGGCUCUCUUUUGGUGCAUAAAUUUAGGAAAAAACCUCCUCAAGCAUCACUGGGUAAACUGAAUUUUUAUGUUGGAGGGGAGAUCAUAUUUCCUGAAAACAACGGUAAGAUCACUGGAAAGUUACUAACACUAGUUUAGAACAUGAGGGAUAUCAAGCAGAUAUGCAUGGCCUCCUAAACUUAACAACAGCAGUUGUGUUCCCAGCUAUUCAACUGUUCAUGGUGUAAUUCUAAAAGUCACCCAUUUCUUUUACAGGUGAUUGUUCAAUUUUUUUUCUUUGGUUUCAUUAUUUCUUUUUCAAGUUCCUUGCUAUGGUUAAAUGGUCAAAGUUUAUUGUGUGAGGCUGCAAACUAUUAGAUAUUCAGCAAUACAGCCACAAAUCCUUUAUCAGCAUCAAAUUUGAUCAGAGGUUCUAAGCAAAAGCAUAAGAAUCUGGACACAUGCAGCAGCACACAAAUCUAUUUGACAAACAGAAAUAUUUUGGAAACUUGGGUCUGUACUAAAGAUAAAGAAAAUAGGCUUUGGCAAAAGCACAACACUAUAUAUAGGUGCUUGUGGUUUUCUAACAAUUUAAGUUUUCCUUUACUUGUAUUUUACAUUUACUUUUUCUUCUUUUCAAUCUCGCCCUAAUUUUGACCCUAACCAUUCCUUUUAGUAGUCUAAUUUUUUUACAUUUUCAUACUUUUGCUUUCUUAUACUGCACACAAAUUUCACAUUACAUAUGGAACCAAUUGACACUUUGCCCUUGCAAUGCAGUGCAAUAUAUUUAUGGGUUGUGCCCAUAUAAUAAGGGUAAUAAAAUAAUAGUAAUGGUGGGCUGGCACAGCAAAGGAGUUAGAAUUACUUUUAUUGUGAUAAUCUACAACCAUGUCGCUCUACAGCUUUUAAUUUCAAUGCAAUAAAUGUACGAUCUUCUUCCAGGUA